AUGAAGGGUGGUGUAAUUGGCAUGGUUAAACCAUGCAACGUAGCCAGACCUACAACCCAUCUAGCUGAGAUCUCACACUGCACCACUUAUACCAACCACCGAACCACACAGUUAAGUGUCAAGAGUUCUUGGAACAGCGAUUCGGGUCCGGCCCGGGUCGCACACCGUGUGGCUAGUUUGGAUCAGAAGUGGAGGGAGUACCAAGGGAUUAAGAACUGGGAAGGGUUGCUUGACCCUUUAGAUGAUGGUCUCCGGCAUGAGAUACUCCGGUAUGGGGAUUUCGUCGAAGCGGCAUACCGGUGUUUCGAGUUUGACACGUCAUCACCGGACUAUGCAACAUGUAAGUUUACUAAGAACACAAUGUUGGAUAGAUGUGGUUUAGGGGGGAGUGGGUAUAAGGUGACUAAAAAUUUGCAUGCCACGUGUGGGGUUCAGCUGCCAGGCUGGAUUGACCGGAUGCCGAGCUGGGCGUCGACGAAUUCCAGCUGGAUUGGUUACGUGGCGGUUUGCGAUGAUGACAAGGAGAUUGCGCGAUUGGGUCGUAGGGACGUGGUGAUUGCGUACAGGGGAACUGCCACGUGUCUUGAGUGGGUUGAGAAUAUACGUGCCAUGUUGACAUCAUUGCCUGAUGACAUGGCACCUGAAAAGAAAAAAGCUAUGGUACAACAAGGGUUUCUUAGUAUGUACACGUCAGCAACUGACAUGUAUCUAAGUUUACGGGACAUGGUGCGUGAGGAGAUAUCAAGGAUCAUUGAGACGUAUGGGAAUGAGCCUCUUAGUGUGACGGUCACUGGCCAUAGCCUUGGUGCGGCACUAGCCACCCUCACAGCCUAUGACAUAACCUCAACAUUUAAGCACUCGCCAAUGGUGACUGUAGUUUCCUUUGGCGGGCCUCGUGUUGGAAACCAAAAUUUCCGAUCACAACUUGAAAGCAGUGGGACACAAAUUCUUAGAAUCGUGAACUCGACGGAUGUGAUCACGAAAGUCCCUGGAUUCUUGGUUGAUAUCGGUAGCAACGACGUGGCAAAAAGAAGUGUAGGGUUGCAAGGAUGGCUACAAAAACAAGUUGAUGAACUUGGAGAUUGGUUCGGAUAUGCCGAUGUAGGCAAAGAACUCCGGCUAACCAGCGAGGCGUCACCCUACCUAACCAAAAGCGACUUUGCCACAUGCCAUGACCUGAAAACAUAUCUCCAUUUAGUUGACGGUUUUGUGAGCUCCUCCUGCCCAUUCCGAACAACAGCAAAAAGACUGUUAACCGGAGUGAAACAAGAGAAGCAAAAAAAUUUAGUUAGAUGAAGCUAAAAUUUUGUUAAAUGAC
Helianthus annuus (common sunflower) is the source of this 1318-nucleotide messenger RNA. Its product is annotated as phospholipase A(1) DAD1, chloroplastic. The transcript has a single exon. Gene Ontology annotation, molecular function: glycerophospholipase activity. Bases 1 to 1296 code for a protein of 431 amino acids. Gene Ontology annotation, biological process: lipid metabolic process. The record is from RefSeq and is a predicted model, not a curated record. Lineage: Eukaryota; Viridiplantae; Streptophyta; Magnoliopsida; Asterales; Asteraceae.